GCUCCCACAGACCUGUCUCCAGGGCAAACCCUGGCUGGGCUCCUUGACGUCCUAGGAAGCCUUCUGAUUCAGGCUUCAAGGCCCCAGCAUGCCGCCUCAGCCUCGCAGGAGCCCGCAUGCUGCCCCGGCCCCUGGCGCGCCGCGCUAGCCCCCAGCCAGGGCGCAGGGAGGCGCGGAGGCCAUGGCCAGCCACGUGGACCUGCUGACCGAACUGCAGCUGCUGGAGAAGGUGCCCACGUUGGAGCGGCUGCGCGCCGCCCAGAAGCGCCGGGCCCAGCAGCUAAAGAAGUGGGCGCAGUAUGAGCAGGACCUGCAGCAUCGCAAGCGCAAGCACGAGCGGAAGCGCAGCACGGGCGGCCGGAGAAAGAAGGUGUCCUUCGAGGCCAGCGUGGCCCUCCUGGAGGCCUCGCUUAGGAACGACGCUGAAGAAGUGCGCUACUUCCUGAAGAAUAAGGUCAGCCCUGAUUUGUGCAAUGAAGAUGGACUCACUGCCCUGCACCAGUGCUGCAUCGACAACUUUGAGGAAAUUGUCAAGUUGCUCCUUUCCCACGGUGCCAACGUGAACGCCAAGGACAACGAGCUGUGGACGCCUCUGCAUGCUGCGGCCACCUGCGGCCACAUUAACCUGGUGAAGAUCCUCGUUCAGUAUGGAGCCGACUUGCUCGCUGUCAACUCCGAUGGGAACAUGCCCUAUGACCUCUGUGAGGAUGAGCCCACCCUGGAUGUCAUCGAGACGUGCAUGGCGUACCAGGGCAUCACCCAGGAGAAAAUCAACGAGAUGCGGGCAGCUCCUGAGCAGCAGAUGAUUUCGGACAUUCACUGUAUGAUCGCAGCUGGCCAGGACCUUGACUGGGUAGAUGCCCAGGGGGCCACACUGCUGCACAUAGCUGGAGCCAACGGAUACCUGCGGGCAGCCGAGCUCCUCCUGGACCAUGGUGUACGCGUGGAUGUGAAGGACUGGGAUGGCUGGGAGCCCCUGCACGCGGCUGCCUUCUGGGGACAGAUGCAGAUGGCAGAGCUGUUGGUGUCCCAUGGGGCCAGUCUCAGUGCUAGGACGUCCAUGGAUGAGAUGCCAAUUGACCUGUGUGAAGAGGAGGAGUUCAAAGUCCUGCUGUUGGAGCUGAAACACAAGCAUGACGUGAUCAUGAAGUCGCAGCUGAGGCAUAAGUCAUCUUUGAGCAGGAGGACGUCCAGCGCAGGCAGCCGAGGGAAGGUGGUACGUCGAGCCAGCCUGUCCGACAGGACCAACCUGUACAGGAAGGAGUAUGAGGGAGAGGCUAUACUCUGGCAGCAGCGGAGUGCAUCCGAGGAUCAGCGGAACUCCACCUACAACGGGGACAUCAGGGAGACCAGGACAGACCAAGAGAAUAAGGACCCGAACCCCAGGCUGGAGAAGCCUGUGCUGCUCUCCGAGUUUCCCACCAAGAUCCCACGCAGUGACAUGGACGUGCCUGUUGAGAAUGGCCUCCGGGCUCCGGUCAGCACCUACCAGUAUGCGCUGUCCAACGGGGACGUCUGGAAAGUGCACGAGGUGCCCGACUACAGCAUGGCCUAUGGCAACCCUGGCGUGGCCGAUGCCACCCCGUCCUGGAGUGGCUACAAGGAACAGAGCCCCCAGACGCUUCUGGAGCUGAAGAGGCAGCGGGCUGCAGCCAAGCUGCUCAGCCACCCCUUCCUGAGCACCCACCUGGGCAGCGGCAUGUCCAGGACGGGCGAGGGCGGCAGCGAAGGCAAGGCCCCGUUGAUCGGAGGCAGAACUUCUCCGUACAGCAGCAACGGGACCUCGGUGUAUUACACGGUCACCAGUGGAGACCCCCCACUCCUGAAGUUCAAGGCCCCCAUAGAGGAGAUGGAGGAGAAGGUCCAUGGCUGCUGCCGCAUCUCCUAGUCUCUGUGGGAUGGAGGAGAGAGAUGCGUGGGGAGAGGGACCCUGGAAUCCAGGCCAGCCCAGCAGCCCUGGCUGGGGGCGGGCAGCUGGGGCGGGAAGGGGGAGGUGGGCUCUGCGUUCCAGAGGAGCUCAGAACCCACCUCUCAGCCAGCUGCCCAUAGCAUCACCGCUUCCCAUGGUUCUGCUUCUUGCCGCAUUGUCUGCCAUCAAAAAACAAGGCCCCUCGUGGCUUCCUGUCUCAUCCUGCUGUCAGAUUUUGGAAGGGCGAGUUGGGAUUCUAGUUCUGUUGUUGGUCAAGGCUUCUCUGGACCAGUACUCACACGUCACAUAUCAACACACAUACACACACUCUCACACUCAGUCAAGAUGUGUAGGGAUGACACAGCUGGGCUCAUGGGAAGCAGGUGGGACUGAAAAUUUGUGAGCUCUUCCUAAGAGGACUGAGGUUAAGAUUCAGAGUUUUGUCACCACUGCCAAUGUGGCUUUAGCAGGGGAGGGAGCGUGCUAACCUGAGACCUGUCAUCUUGCCUGGAGUCCUACAACAACUUGGUAUUGUCAUCUCCAUCUGGUGGGAGCAGGAGGUCUUCUGUGUUUAGAGGGAGCUAUGGUAAAGAAUCUGCCUGCAAUGCAGGAGAUGGGGUUCGAUCCCAGGGUUCAAAAGAUUCCCCGGAGAAGGGAAUGGCAACCCACUCCAGUAUUCUUGCCUGGAGAAUUCCAUGGACAGAGGAGCCUGGUGGGCUGCAGUUCAUGGGGUUGCAAAAAGUCAGACACAACUGAGCGACCAACACUUUCACUCUGAUGCACCCACAGUGGGUGGAUGAGGUGGGUGUAGACCUGCCCCCCACAGCCUUGCCCAUGCCCAGAGCCAGCUGUGUGUGCACCCAGGGGCCAAGGUGGAACACCAGGUAAUUCUGCGCCUGGAGUAAUCCAAAUCUAUUUUGCUCUUGGAUGGAAGCUUCAAAAUGUGACGAGGAGAGGGAACAAAGGUAGCAUUUUCAAAAGUGUGUUGGAUAAAAUAAUUCUUUUAGACUGUAAAACUCCAGGUUGCAGAGGGGGAUCGCUGAAUUAGCUUUCUUUCACAGACAGUGUCAUGAUCACUAGGUUGUACUGACUGGUAUUGAAAAAAAGGGAAGCUAAGGGAGAAGCUUCAGUUGGAAGGGCUUUUCCAGGGAGAGAGGUGAGUUCAUGUUUUUAAUUUUUGCAGACAUCUCUGUUCAGCAUGACAGAGCCCAGUGCCCUGGCCAAGCUUUGUGACUGGUCA
Budorcas taxicolor (takin) is the source of this 3149-nucleotide messenger RNA. RefSeq names its product protein phosphatase 1 regulatory subunit 16B (gene PPP1R16B). Gene Ontology annotation, biological process: establishment of endothelial barrier; regulation of sprouting angiogenesis. Gene Ontology annotation, molecular function: protein phosphatase regulator activity; protein binding; enzyme inhibitor activity. The record is from RefSeq and is a predicted model, not a curated record. Gene Ontology annotation, cellular component: cytoplasm. Bases 182 to 1888 code for a protein of 568 amino acids. NCBI's taxonomy places the organism in Eukaryota, Metazoa, Chordata, Mammalia, Artiodactyla, Bovidae. The transcript is spliced from 11 exons.